Molecule: messenger RNA, 1714 nt
Organism: Panicum virgatum (switchgrass)
Lineage: Eukaryota; Viridiplantae; Streptophyta; Magnoliopsida; Poales; Poaceae
Exons: 2
Coding region: 565-1572 (335 amino acids)
Biological process (GO): regulation of defense response to fungus
Source: RefSeq, a predicted model, not a curated record
UCCAUUUCCAACUUCCUAAUCAUGGCCUCUUCUUCUCACGCCCCCUACUAUAAUAUUUGGUGAUUUCGUCCAGAUUGCUGUGUCUUUGCUGGCUCAAAAACGUGGAGACUGCUUCGUUCCUCCUCCGAGAUCUUCCUUUGGCUUAAAGGUUCAGAAACUUUCUCAUAGCAAACCAACUUCUUGCUCUAGGCAAUUCGUGUCGUCGCUGCCAAGUUGACAGUUAGGUGAAAAAUUUGGAGGUCUCUUGAAGGUUCUGACAGCCAGGUGCGUACGCGUUGGUUUGUUCAUUCUUCUUGUCGUCUGAUUUGUGCAUCGGCCAUUUUCUUUUGUUUUUUUGGGGGCGAGGAUACGAAUUUCCGUCGUGCCACUUCUGCAGUCUCUGUUGUAGCCAGAAUCAUGGCGCAUGUCAUAAUUUUGAUCGAUCAAGCGGCAGUUGUGGAAAAUGCCUAAGAACUCUGAUGAACCACCCUGCAUUCUGAAAGCAUCUGAUGUCUGAAGCCAAGGACAAGCAACCCCUGCCCCUUGACCAAACUCUGUGCCUUUGGUAGGAAAACCAGGGCGAUCAUGGAGUCGAGUGAGAUCAGGAAGCGGUUCGGCCGGUGCCCUUACUGCCGCGCCAUGAUCUACCCGGACCCCGAGGCGGUCAUCUACUACUGCAGCAGAUGCCGCACGCCCAUCAGAGGCAAGAAUCCGGAGCCGACGGAACAAACCGGCGACGCGCUGAGCAGGCUGGAGAUCCUCUCGGCCGACACCGCGUCGGUGUUCACCGACGAGCUCGACGCCUGUCGGGCUCAGGCUCCGGUUCUCGACGUCCACGGCGACCAGGACCAGCCUCCGUUGUUCAGCCGCGGCGAUGCCCGUGUCUGCUACUCGAACGGGCAGGACGAGCGCCGGGCGUCUUUGUCUCGGCGGACGAGGCGCACGGCGUGCUCUGACUCGUUCGUUCUCCGUUACGGCGUGUUCAUGUCAGCGCAGUCGGAGACGGAGGAGGGGUUCCCUUCGCCAAGAAACGCGUGCGGCCGGCAGCGCCGGCGAUCUCUCGUGGGCUUACAGGAGCUCGAGACUUCUAUCAGCUGGUCCAGACAGCAGGUGCCGCCGUCGCGUGUGGCGCCGUCGCCGCUGGCGGACCUGGCGUUCCAAAGGGAUCUGCUCGGCACGCUCGACAGCCUCCGCGGCCUGAUCGCCGCCAUCGAGCCGGCGUCGUCGACCGGCGCGAGAGCGGCGGCGGCGCGCCGCGGCGCCCGCUUCUUCCGCCGGCUGGAGUCGCGUCUCGCGCGGGCGAUGCCUGCCCCGGAGCACGCCCCGCGCCGGAACGCGGGCUGCAGCACCGGCUUGUCGCGGUCGUCGCCGGCAUCGGCAUCGUCCGCCGGCGCGCGCAGCUGGCGGCGGAAGCAGCACCACUGCCGCCCGGUCAUGGGCGGCGCGCCGUUCCUUGUCUGCGGCAGCUGCUCCGAGCUGCUGCAGGUGCCGGCGACGACGAUGCUGCUGCUGCUGCCGCCACGGAGCAGGGCCGUCCCGACACAAACCGGGGCCCUGUACGAAAAUAUAAGUAGGGCCUACGUACUGGACUAGCAAAUCCAUAUACUAUUUAUUAGGCCCUGUUUAGUUGGUGAAAAAUUGUUAGUUUUGGUAUUGUAGCAUAUUUUGUUGUUACUUGAUAAAUAAUGUUUAAUUAUAGACUAAUUAGACUUAAAAAAUUCAUCACAUGCUAAUC